Arabidopsis thaliana (thale cress) is the source of this 1828-nucleotide messenger RNA. RefSeq names its product protein kinase 2A (gene APK2A). Gene Ontology annotation, molecular function: protein serine kinase activity; protein kinase activity; ATP binding. Lineage: Eukaryota; Viridiplantae; Streptophyta; Magnoliopsida; Brassicales; Brassicaceae. The transcript has 6 exons. Gene Ontology annotation, cellular component: plasma membrane; nucleus. The coding region runs from base 369 to 1649 and encodes 426 amino acids. The record is from RefSeq and is marked reviewed.
GGAACUAACUCGAGGGCAUUUUGUCAUUUUGAGAAAUUGUUAUGAGUUUGAGUACAAAACAAAAGGACACGACGACUUUGUAUUAUUUGCUUCAAAUCCUCUGUUCUUCACCUUCCUUGUUCCUUCUUCUCUCCUUCUUUUUUAUAUAGAUUUUCCUUUCAUGUUGUAAUACUUUUAUUCUAUUAGCGUUCAUAUUCAGCUAAACAGACAUUGCGCCGCCGUUAAGUCGAAAGGAUAGAAAGAAAUUAAAGAAAGAAGAAGCUUGUUGUCUUUGCUUCUUGAGGCUCUCUUCUUGUCUUGAUCAUCUGUUACGUUGUUCCACGAAAAGAACAGUAGCUUUGUCUCUCCAUAUAGGGUUAUUAUCUGAAAUGGGUAAUUGUUUAGAUUCAUCAGCUAAAGUGGAUAAUAGCAACCAUAGCCCACAUGCUAAUUCUGCUUCUUCGGGCUCUAAAGUUUCAAGCAAGACAAGCCGUUCAACGGGUCCUUCAGGACUAAGCACAACUUCUUACAGCACAGAUAGUAGUUUUGGGCCAUUACCAACACUUAGGACAGAAGGAGAGAUACUUUCAUCGCCUAACCUAAAAGCUUUCACUUUCAACGAACUCAAGAACGCGACUAAGAACUUUCGUCAAGAUAAUCUACUAGGGGAAGGAGGUUUCGGUUGUGUAUUCAAAGGAUGGAUUGAUCAAACAUCUCUCACUGCUUCACGUCCCGGUUCUGGAAUCGUUGUUGCUGUUAAGCAGCUUAAGCCUGAAGGUUUUCAAGGUCAUAAAGAGUGGUUGACUGAAGUAAACUAUCUUGGUCAACUUAGUCACCCAAAUCUUGUAUUACUAGUUGGGUAUUGCGCGGAAGGCGAAAACCGGCUUCUUGUAUAUGAAUUCAUGCCAAAAGGAAGCUUGGAGAAUCAUCUUUUUAGACGUGGGGCGCAGCCACUUACAUGGGCAAUAAGGAUGAAAGUGGCGGUAGGUGCAGCUAAAGGGCUAACUUUUCUUCAUGAAGCAAAGUCACAAGUGAUAUACAGAGACUUUAAAGCUGCUAACAUUCUACUCGACGCUGACUUCAAUGCUAAGCUUUCAGAUUUCGGAUUGGCAAAAGCAGGUCCUACUGGUGAUAAUACACAUGUGUCAACAAAGGUCAUUGGUACUCAUGGAUAUGCAGCUCCUGAAUAUGUUGCCACAGGUAGAUUAACCGCAAAGAGUGAUGUGUACAGCUUCGGGGUCGUGCUACUAGAACUAAUAUCAGGACGGCGUGCCAUGGACAAUUCGAAUGGAGGAAACGAGUAUAGUCUUGUAGAUUGGGCAACACCGUACCUUGGCGAUAAGCGAAAGCUUUUUCGCAUAAUGGACACGAAACUAGGGGGUCAAUAUCCACAAAAGGGAGCUUUCACAGCUGCUAAUCUUGCAUUGCAAUGCUUAAAUCCCGAUGCAAAACUCCGGCCAAAAAUGUCAGAGGUUUUAGUCACAUUAGAACAGCUAGAAUCCGUUGCUAAACCUGGAACCAAACACACCCAAAUGGAAUCUCCAAGAUUUCAUCAUUCUUCUGUUAUGCAGAAAUCUCCGGUAAGAUAUAGUCAUGAUCGGCCUCUGCUGCACAUGACUCCUGGUGCAUCGCCUUUACCUUCUUACACUCAAUCUCCUCGUGUAAGAUGAAACACAUUUAAGAAAACAGAUCGUGCUUUAUGCUUGUAUGUGUACUAUAUGUAAAAAUGCAGGCUUGUCUGUGUAAUUAGAGAGGAGUGAUUGCAAAGGUUUAUACAGAGAUUAACUAUUUACUUCAACUAUUUUGUGUCUUCAAACAUAUCAGAGUAAAUUGAAGCAAGAUAUGAAAA